Suillus clintonianus is the source of this 1134-nucleotide messenger RNA. RefSeq lists its product as uncharacterized. The transcript has 4 exons. NCBI's taxonomy places the organism in Eukaryota, Fungi, Basidiomycota, Agaricomycetes, Boletales, Suillaceae. The coding region runs from base 347 to 958 and encodes 203 amino acids. The record is from RefSeq and is a predicted model, not a curated record.
UUUCACGGACAAAAUGACUUCAAUUCACUGAUCUGAGUGGCUGCAUACAAGGAUAAACAAACGACUUGUCAAAAUUUUCAAGCUCGCCCACACCAACGUCGCAGCCAGUUAUCAUACCCACAUUCAGCCCUCUCAUCAGAUUGAAAUAUAACCAUGCCUGGCAGCAACGAGAACCUACCACCUGCAGGGCCAACUGCAGCAGCGAAGAAAAACGGGGCUGCACCAAGCAACCCAUCAGUAUCUUCUGGACUCGGUGGAGCAGGUAGAGGGCCGACGGCAGCCAAAACAAUGACUCCGAUGACUCCAGGUUCGAAAGCCCCAAAUAAAAAUUUAACAAAGCAAGUGCAUGGGUAUCGUGAAUGACAAACAAUAUUUCGGUGCAGCAAAGAUCUUGCAACUUGAGGAAGCAGAGCAGGCAGCCAAGCUCGCAGCUGCAGAGGCAGAAGCUGCCAAGAAAGUUGCGGAAGAGAAGAUCAGAAACUCCCGUGUCGAUCCUAUGCAUGAGCUCAUUCAGAAACCAACCACUGCCGAAAUGAAGGACUCGGGCAGCAGAGGCCGUCUGCUCAAGGCAAUGAAGCUGGAGAACAAUAAAGCGGAAUAUCUUGCAAUUCAGACCACAGUUCACGAGCUGUGCUCACGUGUGGAUCUGGACUUUAAGGUGUUGUACAAUGCUCAACCCACGAGCAGCCUCGCGAAACUGUUUAAAUUGGCACGACGGGACCACCCUCACCUUGAGAAGUUUCAGAAUGAUUGGGCGACAGCGGAGUUGGUUAAACAAUUCUUGCAGAACAAACGGAAGGCAAACAAAAAACGAAAGGCAGGUGCCACUGUGGGUACUCGAAACAACAAACGGAGUCGAUUCGAUGACUCGGACGACUCAGAUGGAGAAGUAGGAGAAGGAAGUGGAUCUUGUGAGCGUGAGAUAGCGGGUGAUGAUGACGAAGAUUUGGGCGCUUGAGCGGAUUUUGUGCGGAUGCGCGCAAGAUGCUGACGAGUCGAUUGGUUAAUUAACCAUGGUGAAAAGUAACAUUUUCGCUAGUCGUUCAAACCACGAUAGAGUCCAAUGAAACUGGUUUAGAUCACCCAUACAAGUUGUAUACUAAACUAGCGGAGCGAGUGAGGUUCACCAAUGAU